Messenger RNA from Carya illinoinensis, 4205 nucleotides. Its product is annotated as putative disease resistance RPP13-like protein 1. The coding region runs from base 483 to 4205 and encodes 1240 amino acids. Gene Ontology annotation, molecular function: ADP binding. The transcript has a single exon. The record is from RefSeq and is a predicted model, not a curated record. Gene Ontology annotation, biological process: defense response to other organism. Lineage: Eukaryota; Viridiplantae; Streptophyta; Magnoliopsida; Fagales; Juglandaceae.
AUCGCCAACCUUUUUUUGUAAUUAGCUCCAAAUUAAAGAAGAAAGACAUCUUAUUUACCAUCUUAAAAGGAAAACAGGCCAGGAGAGGAUAGUGAAAUAAAUGAGACACAGAAACAAUGAUAAAUGUUUAAUUUCUUUGAGAGCUGCCGGCCAGAUGAGGAAAGGUUAUGAGUUAUCUUGACAAUAUGACAGACUACCCAAUUAAACCGCGUCAGCCAUUUCCUUAUUUAAUUUUAUUAUAGUAAGAUAUUUUAAUUUCUCACUAUCAUUUUCUUAUUCACCAUUUUCUCACACCAACUUUCUCAUAAAUUCAAUCAAUGACCAAUCAGUCAAUGACCCAUGACCAGAGCAUGUGCCACUGACAUUUCUCCUAUUUCAUUUUAUUGUAGUAAGAAUUUUCUUGCAACCUGAGCUUGUUUUGCUGUUUGCGAAAAAACCUUCCUUCAUUUCCCUUGAUUUCUUUCAUUCCGAAGAAGAAAAACAUGGCUGAGGUGGGCUUGGCAUUUCUCUCUGCUUCACUCAGCGUGUUGUUUCACAAAAUGGCAUCUCCAGAGGUGGCUGAUUUCAUGCAGGGAAGAAAACAAACCGAAAAGCUCUCAAGGAAAUUGAAGACAGCAAUGCGGUCUGUGAAUUCUGUGCUUGCAGACGCGGAAGAAAAGCAACUUACGGACCCUUUGGUGAAAGACUGGGUUGACGAUUUGAAGGAUGUUCUCUUCGACGCGGAGGACAUCUUGGAAGAGAUUGCUACUGAAGCCUUGCAAAGAAAGCUGGACGCUGAAUCUAGUACUACUGUAGAAAAGGCACUAGACUGCAUCUCUAAUACUUUCCUUGAUACUUUUGUCAAUGAAGUAGAGCCAAAAAUAGAAGAGGUACUUGAUAGACUUGAAGAUCUAACAAAGCAAAAGGAUUGUAUGGGUCUAAAAGUAGGAGUUGGAGGAAAACAACAUCCAGAACAGGUGCUCACUUCUUACGUCUCAGAGUCUGACACUUUUGGUAGGAAUGAGGACAAGAAAAAAAUUAUCGACUUAUUGCUCUCGUCUGAUGAGAGUGGCAAUGAAAGGUGCGUGAUUGCCAUCGUUGGCAUGGGGGGAAUCGGCAAGACUAACCUUGCUCAACUGGCAUACAACGACAGUCGGGUGAAGCAACAUUUCAACCUUAAAAUAUGGUUUUGUGUUUCAGAAGAAUUUGUUGUGCCCAAUGUAAUGAAAUCAAUUAUAGAUCAGUCUGCAACUUCAUCAGCUCCUUCUACUGAGGAUCCAGAGCAGCUUCAAGUUAUACUAGAGGAUAAUUUGACACGGAAGAAAUUUCUCCUUGUUUUGGAUGAUGUUUGGAGUGAGAAAUCCCGUCAUCAGGAGUUCCUAAGCCAACUCUUGCGCUAUGGGACUCAAGGAAGUAAGAUCCUUGUCACCACAAGGAAUGAAAGCGUUGCAUUGGCCAUGAAGGCAACUGCAACUCAUCAUCUAAAGCUAUUAUCAAAUGAUGAUUGCUGGUCCCUUUUUGAAAAACAUGCAUUUCGUGAUGGUAGCUCCAAUGCAGAUCCAGAAAUAAAAGAUAUAGGUAGACAAAUUGUGGAAAAGUGCAAAGGUCUACCUUUAGCAAUCAAAGCCAUUGGCGAUCUCUUGUGGUCUGAAUCAAAUGUCGAGAGAUGGACGAAUAUAUUGAAGAGCAAUUUAUGGGAUCUUCACAUGAAGGGGACAGACAUUCUUCCGGCUUUGAGGUUAAGUUAUAAGUAUCUGCCCUCAUACUUAAAAAGAUGUUUUGCUUAUUGUUCGAUAUUUCCAAAAGAUUAUAUUUUUAAAAAAGAUCAAUUGGUUUUAUUAUGGAUGGCGGAAGGUUUCUUGCAACAAUCUGAAAUAGAAACUAUGGAAGAAGUUGGCAAUUGUUACUUCGAUGCUCUUGUAUCAAGAUCAUUAUUUCAAAAAUCACUUGGAACUUAUGAGUCAGGUUUUGUAAUGCAUGAUCUUGUCAACGACUUGGCAAAUUUCGUGACUGGGCAAUUUGGCUUUACGCGGUUGAAGGGUGAUAAUUCAAAAGAAAUUAGGAAGAUGACUCGCUAUUUAUCGUAUUUCCAUUUCCAUGGAAGUUCGGAUAACUUUGUUAAGGAUAUUGAAGAGGAUCUUUACAAGGCCAAGCAGUUGCGCACUUUCCUAGUAUUAGAUUGUAAGGAAUGGAAUGAUAUCAAAAUGCCAAGGGCACAGUGCUUAAAAGUUCUUUCUCUAUCCGGGAGAAGGCAGCUAACUGAGUUGUUUGAUUCAAUUGGCAAAAUGAAACAUUUACGUUAUUUGGAUGUUUCUUACUCACUUAUUAAAGAGUUGCCCAAUUCCAUAUGUAUGUUGUACAAUUUGCAAACUUUGAAGUUAUCAGGGUGUGGGAAGUUGGAAAGAUUGCCAAGAGAUAUGUGGAAACUCAUUAAUUUACGUCAUCUUGAAAUUGAUCAAACUUACAAAUUAAAGGAGAUACCGAUACAAAUGGGUAGAUUAAAAUGUCUCCAGACGCUAUCCAAAUUCAUCGUCAGUAAAUAUGAUAAUGGGUCUAGCAAUAUUGGAGAAUUGGGAAACCUAAUAAAUCUUCGGGGAAAGCUUUUAAUUGAACAGCUCCAAAAUGUUAGAUCAGCCAAGGAUGCUUUGGAUGCAAGGUUGAAGGAUAAGCGUUACUUUGAGGAGUUGGUGUUAAAAUGGAAUCCUCUAGAAGAAGUACUUGGUAUUUGGGAAAGUCAAAGAGGUGUAAUUGAAAAUCUACAGUCCCAUGAAAAAUUGAAAAGUCUCACCAUCAAGUACUACGGCGGGAGAGGUUUUCCUGAUUGGAUAGGAUCGGGGCUUCAUUCAUUGUGUAGGUUGAAGUUAAUGAAUUGCAUGUAUUGUAGUGCUUUGCCACCCCUUGGGCAGCUACCUUUUCUUAAUGAGCUCUACAUUGAUGGGUUGAAUGGAGUUGUUACUGUGGAUCAAGAGUUUUAUCGAAAUAGUGGUUCUUUAAUGAAGGCAUUUGGAAGUUUGAAAUUGCUAGAGUUCAAGAAUAUGUCUAAUUGGGAAACUUGGGAAAAUUUGGGUGCCCAAAAUGAAGUUGAAACUUUUUCUCAACUUGAAUAUUUAUAUAUUGAGAAUUGCCCCAAGCUGAGGGGAAGGUUGCCUGUAUAUCUUCAUUCGUUAGACAAACUUGUGAUUUGUAAUUGUCAACAUCUUGAGGGUUUGCUCCCCAUAGACUCUUUCCCAAUACUUACCCAUACGAAAAUAACCGGGUGUGAUAAUUUGGAAUCAGUUGUGCUUCCAGAACAACAUGAACAUGAUGGUUUACUCUCAAAAUUGAAAAUACUUGAAAUCAAUGAUUGUGAGAAGUGUGAGCUCCCCAUGCACCAAGAAUUUUCAUCCCUUGAAGAAUUGUACUUGACAGAUUGCUGUGAUUCUCUAGUGUCCUUUCCAUUAGACCUAUUCCCAAAUCUGAAGCAUAUUCUAAUCAAGGGGUGCAAGAAUUUGCAACUUUUAGAACAACAUGGAGUUGAUUCAGCGAUAUCAUAUAUAAAAAUCUCUGAAUGUCCUAAGUUUGUAGAUUUUCCAAGAGGAUUGUGUGCCCCUAACCUUGCAACGUUUUCCCUCAACAAUUGUGAGAGCUUGAGGUCAAUGCCGGAUAAGAUGCACAUAUCCCUUCUGUCUCUUCGUUAUUUGGAGUUAAAAAAUUGUCCAGAAGUUGAUUCAUUUCCAGAAGGGAGGUUGCCUUCCAAUCUAAAGCAAAUUGUGAUCAGGAGGUGUAAGAAACUCAUUGCAAACUGGAAGGGAUGGGAUUUGCAAAUACUCCCCUCUCUUGAAUGGUUGGAAAUUGACGGUGGAUCAGAAAAUGUGGAGUCCUCUCCUUGGGGAUUGUUGCUGUCCACCACUCUGACCAAUCUUAAGAUCUCUUCAUUUAGAAAUUUGAAAUCUUUGGAUAAUGAGGGGUUUCAACACCUCACCUCCAUUAAAGAAUUGCACCUCAGUUGCUGUCCCAAUCUCAGGUACAUGCCAGAAGAGGGGUUUCCUACCUCCCUUAAUUUUUUACAUAUACAUAACUGUGAUCCUGUGUUGGAGGAAGAGCUAGAAAGGAAAGAAGGAGAAGAAUGGCUCAAGGUGGCUCGCGUCCUCGAGAUAUGGCUUAAUGUCUUACGAAUUCAAGGAGUUGAACGGUUUCCAGGUGAGAGUCCCAUGCAUGCAUUAAUGCAACCUCAUGAAAGCUUUUAA